AUGGAAAACGUGAACGAAAACGACUUAUUAGAAGUCGAAAAUGAGGAUGGCGCCUCAAACAGCCAUUUGUCGUUAGAGGACAGCCCUGAGACCAAUGCUGGACGCCGCAGCUCAAAUAGGUCUAUAAAACGUAAAAGAUUCGACGAUGAGCUUGUCGAGUACAGCCUCGGAAUUCCGGGCUCCUCAAACAUAAAGAGUGGACGUGCCACGGGCAGAAUCCAACAGUACUCUACAGAUUUUGCUCCUAUAAGCAUACUGUCUACUUCUACUUCAAGUCCCGCUCCUGUAGCACCAGCUGGUACAUCUAGCUCUACUGAGCCGCCUCCACUGACCGACGCGACACUGAAAUCGAUCCCGAGCUCCUCGAAGAACAAAAAGAAAGGUAUACCCAAAAGUCACAUGACCACCAGAGACUUAGGCCGUUGGAAGCCAGUCGACGAUCUAGCCCUCAUUAUUGGCAUCGAGCAAGCUAACGACAUUGACAUCAUUUGUGCGGGCGUUAAGUUUUCCUGUAAAUUUACCAAGAAGGAAAUUACAGCACGUUGGUUCGCGCUGUUGUACGAUCACGCAGUGUCCAGGGUAGCUGUUCAGAAUAUCAGGAAUUUACAUCCGGAAGUAUUUGCUGCUGUCCAACGUAAGGCAUUGUGGAGCGAAGAAGAGGAUAGGAUAUUGGGGACCAUUAAAUCGAAUUCAAAUCCUACUUUAGAAACCUUCGCCGAUUUAUUAGCCAAACAUCCAGUGGAAUUUUACUAUGGCCGGACUCCAGAGUUCCUAUUUUGUCAUUGGCAAUCUUUACGCCAGUGUUAUUUAUUACUCGAUCAAGUGGAUCCUGGUAUGUCACCUGAGCUAUCAACAAUGACAUUCGAAGAAGCAGAAGCUCUCAUUCCGGAUUCCGAAUUGCAAGAUCCUCCUGAUAAGGCUUUAGAGACUGAAUUGAAGCUGCAACAGAGACGGAAUCUGAGAGAAAUUCGUCAACUAGAAAACGAGGUUGGUAGAUGGAACGUCUUGGUGAAUGCUGUCACUGGGGAGUGUCCUGGUGAAUUUGAUCAACAAACUUUGGCAAUACUAAGAGGCCGAACGGUGCGCUAUUUGAUGAGAUCCAGGGAAGUUAUUAUUGGACGCUCUGGGAAAACCUUCACAGCCGAUAUUGAUUUGGCUUUGGAGGGUCCUGCUAAUAAGAUUUCUAGAAGACAAGCAACAUUAAAACUGAAAAACACCGGAGAGUUUUAUAUAUAUGCGGAAGGGCAGCGACCGAUUUUUGUCAACGGCAAUCUUCUGGAACCGGGAAACAAAGCGCGACUCUACCAUAAUGCCGUCUUGGAUUUCCAUACCUUGAAAUUUGUUUUUCUGAUUAAUCAAGAUUUGAUUCGGAUCAUUCAUACGGAGAGUGUGGAAUAA
This is a messenger RNA of Ceutorhynchus assimilis (cabbage seed weevil), 1398 nucleotides long. The record is from the annotation of a GenBank genome assembly. NCBI's taxonomy places the organism in Eukaryota, Metazoa, Arthropoda, Insecta, Coleoptera, Curculionidae.